Molecule: messenger RNA, 2044 nt
Organism: Phacochoerus africanus (Common warthog)
Lineage: Eukaryota; Metazoa; Chordata; Mammalia; Artiodactyla; Suidae
Gene: IRF3
Product: interferon regulatory factor 3
Exons: 7
Coding region: 260-1840 (526 amino acids)
Biological process (GO): regulation of transcription by RNA polymerase II; immune system process
Cellular component (GO): nucleus
Molecular function (GO): protein binding; RNA polymerase II cis-regulatory region sequence-specific DNA binding; DNA-binding transcription factor activity, RNA polymerase II-specific
Source: RefSeq, a predicted model, not a curated record
UUCCCGGCUCACUGUAUCGCCUCUCUGGCUGUCGAGUCGAUAAUCCUAACGACGUUAAAGCCGUUUUUAUUUCAAGAAAUCAACAGGAAAAAAAGCCCCACCUCUAAAGCUCAGCUGACGAGAAGUGGGGUGUGCGGCGGCGAGUUCGAGAGCUACGGGACUUCAAACGCAGGAGUGGGUUCCCUGGGUUUCUGGGUCCCUGGGUUCCCGGCGCACCUCCUCCCGGCACUCUACGCGCCUCGACCCACUACCUAGGCCCAUGGGAACUCAGAAGCCUCGGAUCCUGCCCUGGCUGAUAUCUCAGCUGAACCUGGGGCAACUGGAGGGCGUGGCCUGGCUGGAUGAGGGCCACACGCGCUUCCGCAUCCCUUGGAAGCACGGCUUGCGGCAGGAUGCCCAGCAGGAGGACUUCGGCAUCUUCCAGGCCUGGGCCGAGGCCAGCGGUGCCUACACUCCUGGGAAGGAUAAGCCCGACCUGCCCACCUGGAAGAGGAAUUUCCGGUCCGCCCUGAACCGGAAAGAAGCAUUGCGUUUAGCAGAGGACCACAGCAAGGACCCCCACGACCCACACAAGAUCUAUGAGUUUGUGACCUCAGGAGUUGGGGACUUUCCUGAGCCAGACACCUCUCUAGACCUCAGUGGCAGAUACAGUACCUCUGAUACCCACGAAGACAGUCUAGAUAAGUUACUAAGUGGCAUGGACUUGGCCUCGGCCUUGGAUGCAGGGCCCCCGAGCCUGACCCUGGCCCUCGAGCAGCCCCCUCAGCUCUCCCUGAGCCCCAGCGUAGACACCCCUGCUUCUUGCCCCAACCUGGGAGUUCGUGAAAACCCACUGAAGCAGCUGCUGGCGAACGACGAUGAGUGGGAGUUCCAGGUGACCGUCUUCUACCGGGGCUGCCAAGUCUUCCAGCAGACUGUCUGCAGCCCCGGGGGCCUGCGGCUGGUGGGAUCCGAGGCCGAGGACGGGACGCUGGCCGGGCAGCCAGUGAGACUGCCAGACCCCGCGGCCUCCCUGACGGACAGGGGCGUGGCGGACUACGUGCGCCGGGUGCUGAGCUGCCUGGGGGGGGGGCUGGCUCUGUGGAGGGCGGGGCAGUGGCUCUGGGCCCAGAGGCUGGGGCACUGCCACGUGUACUGGGCCAUGGGCGAGGAACUCAUCCCGGACAGCGGUCACAAGCCUGACGGCGAGGUCCCCAAGGACAGGGAAGGAGGCGUGUUCGACCUGGGGCCCUUCAUCGAAGAUCUGAUUGCCUUCAUCGAAGGAAGCAGACGCUCACCACGCUACACCCUCUGGUUCUGCAUGGGGCAGUCGUGGCCUCAGGACGAGCCGUGGGUCAAGAGGCUGGUGAUGGUCAAGGUACGGCAGCCCCUGGCUCCUGGAGCGGAGGGACGAUCCCAAGGGGUGGGGGGUUGCUCCCAGGAACUUCAGCGCCCGGAGCCCCAUAGAGAAACUUCGGCUGCCAGGAGUCUCUGCUGCUCCUUACCCUCGGGGGCCUCUGCGUGUCCCUGCCAUGGCCUCACCCCGAGCCUCUCUGGAGCUCUCCCAGCCACACAGAAGGCGGCGGACCCCAAGUCCUGGCAGGCUCAGCUCCCAGGAGUCCUGACCACAAGCCGAUUGGGCCGUGCUUGGAGGACCCCUCUGCAGCCUCGGCCCCACGGACCUCACUGGCCUCCCUGGCUGUUAACAUGGGGACAACCAUUUCACUCAGAGCAGCCCUGGGCUUUGUGGUUCAUCCUAGGGGACAGUGGGGGCCGCUGGGGGCGGCUGGUGCCGGCGUUUCCCCGACUCCUCCUCCCACACCCCCACAGGUCGUCCCCAUGUGUCUCCGGGCCCUGGUAGACAUGGCGCGGGACGGGGGCGCCUCCUCCCUGGAGAACACGGUGGACCUGCACAUUUCCAACAGCCACCCGCUCUCCCUCACCUCCGACCAGUACAAGGCCUGUCUCUGGGACCUGGUGGAGGACAUGGAUUUCUAGGCCGCUGGGAGGCCCGGGCCCUCGCCCUUCACCUCGACCAAUAAACGGCUUCUUGCCACGGUCCUCA